CUAGCAGGAGGGAAGCCCUGGAGAGGAGGAGGCAGCUCUGAGCGGCCGGGAGUGGGGGCAGAAGCGGGUAGAGGAGAGGGAGAGAGGCUAAUUGAAAGGGGCACGCGGCGGGAAGCGCGCGAGACCCGUGCGCCGCCAAGAACCAAUUCGCGGCGGAACUUGGAUCUUCCCUAGGCACGGAGAGGCCCCCUACCUGGGCUGGAAUCUUCUCCUGAACAGGACUGCUGUUACAUCCCAUGUGAAAAGCAGGAAAUAAAAUGAAGAUUUUUCAGUGCAAGAUGCAGCAUUGGCUGUUUCCAGCUUUUUUGGCAAUUACUUAUUUUUGCACCAAUGUCCAGGGUCAAGUGGCUCCACCCACAAGGUUAAGAUAUAAUGUAUUAUCUCAUGAUAGUAUCCAGAUUUCAUGGAAGGCUCCGAGAGGGAAAUUUGGUGGAUACAAACUUCUUGUGACUCCAGCUUCAGGUGGAAAAACCAAUCAAUUGAAUCUCCAGAACACUGCAACUAAAGCGAUUAUUCAAGGUCUGAUGCCAGACCAGAAUUACACAGUGCAAAUUAUUGCAUACAAUAAAGACAGAGAAAGCAAGCCAGCCCAAGGCCAAUUCAGAAUUAAAGAUUUAGAAAAAAGAAAGGAACCAAAACCCAGAGUCAAGGUUUUGGACAAAGGAAAUGAGAAUAAACCAUCUGUACCAGAAGAAGAAGUGAAAUUUUUCUGUCAAACUCCAGCUGUUGCUGAUAUUAUAAUUCUGGUUGAUGGCUCAUGGAGUAUUGGAAGAUUCAACUUCAGACUGGUUCGGUCUUUUUUGGAAAACCUGGUUACAGCAUUCGACGUGGGCUCCGAGAAGACACGAAUUGGUCUUGCACAGUAUAGCGGCGACCCCAGAAUAGAAUGGCACUUGAAUGCUUUCAACACAAAAGAUGAGGUGAUCGAAGCUGUCCGAAAUCUACCAUACAAGGGAGGAAAUACACUAACAGGUCUUGCUUUGAACUACGUCUUUGAAAACAGCUUUAAACCAGAAGCGGGAGCGAGGACUGGAGUGUCCAAAAUUGGCAUUUUAAUCACAGAUGGAAAAUCCCAAGAUGAUAUCAUUCCACCAUCCAGAAACCUUCGUGAAUCUGGUGUAGAACUGUUUGCCAUAGGGGUGAAAAACGCGGAUGAGAAUGAAUUGCAGGAGAUCGCCUCUGAACCAGACAACACUCAUGUGUACAAUGUCGCCGAAUUUGACCUGAUGCACACAGUUGUGGAGAGUCUGACGAGGACUGUCUGCUCCAGGGUGGAAGAACAGGACAGGGAGAUCAAAGCCUCAGCCCUUGCCACCACUGGGCCACCUACAGAACUGAUUACUUCUGAAGUCACUGCCAGGAGCUUUAUGGUAAACUGGACUCAUGCCCCAGGAAAAGUGGAAAAAUACAGAGUCGUGUAUUAUCCUGCCAGGGGUGGAAAACCAGAAGAGGUGGUGGUGGAUGGAAGCAUAUCUUCCACAGUAUUGAAAAACUUGAUGUCUUUAACCGAAUAUCAGAUAGCAGUCUUUGCAAUAUACGCUCACACUGCUAGUGAAGGCCUUCGGGGAACUGAAACCACACUUUCUUUACCUAUAGUUUCUGACCUUGAACUGUACGAUGUGACUGAGAACAGUCUGAGGGCGAGAUGGAACCCAGUGGCUGGAGCGUCAGGGUACCUGAUCCUUUACGCUCCUCUCACGGAAGGCCUGGCUGGGGAUGAAAAAGAGAUGAAAAUUGGAGAGACCCACACGGAUAUUGAGCUGAGUGCGUUGUUGCCCAAUACGGAAUACACAGUCACAGUUUAUGCUAUGUUUGGAGAAGAGGCCAGCGACCCUGUUACAGGACAAGAAACAACACUGCCCUUAAGUCCACCCAGAAACCUGAGAAUCUCCAGUGUUGGCUCUAACAGUGCUCGGUUAGCCUGGGACCCAACUUCAAGAAAGAUCAGUGGUUAUCGGAUUGUGUAUAACAACGCCGAUGGGACUGAAAUCAAUGAGGUUGAAGUUGAUCCUAUUACUACGUUCCCUCUGAAGGGCUUGACACCCCUCACCGAGUAUACUGUUGCCAUUUUCUCCAUCUAUGAUGAAGGACAGUCGGAGCCUCUGACUGGAAUUUUUACCACAGAGGAAGUUCCCGCCCAGCAAUACUUGGAAAUUGAUGAGGUGACAACAGAUAGUUUUAGAGUGACCUGGCAUCCCCUCUCAGUUGAUGAAGGGCAACACAAGUUGAUGUGGAUUCCAGUCUACGGUGGGAAGACUGAAGAAGUUGUCCUAAAAGAAGACCAAGACUCAUAUGUUAUUGAAGGCCUGGAACCUGGCACUGAAUAUGAAGUUUCCCUGUUGGCUGUACUGGAUGGUGGAAGUGAGACUGAGGUAGUGACUGCCGUUGGGACCACACUUGACAGUGUUUGGACAGAACCGCCUACGACCGAAGCACCUACCAGGCCUGUGACAUCAGUUUUCCGCACGGGAGUCAGAAACCUGGUUGUAGAUGAUGAAACCACUUCUAGCCUGCGGGUAAAAUGGGACAUUUCAGACAGCAGUGUGCAGCAGUUCAGGGUGACCUACCUGACUGCUCAAGGGGACCCUGCCGAAGAAGUGGUAGGAACGGUUAUGGUGCCUGGAAGCCAGAACAAUCUCCUCCUGAAGAAUCUGCUUUCCGAUACUGAAUACAAAGUCACAGUGACUCCCAUUUACGAUGAUGGAGAAGGGGUCAGUGUCUCUGCCCCUGGAAAAACCUUGCCACCUUCUGGUCCCCAAAACUUACAGGUUUCAGAAGAAUGGUAUAACAGAUUGCGCAUUACAUGGGAUCCCCCAUCUUCCCCUGUAAAGGGCUAUAGGAUUGUCUACAAACCUGUCAGUGUUGCUGGCCCAACGCUGGAAACAUUCGUAGGGGCUAACAUCAACACCAUCCUUAUUACAAACCUCCUCAGUGGGAUGGACUACAACGUGAAAAUAUUUGCUUCCCAGGCCUCAGGUUUCAGCGACGCUCUAACAGGCGUGGUGAAAACACUGUUUUUGGGUGUGACCAAUCUUCAGGCAGACCAGAUCCAAACAACCAGCGUGUGUGCUCGCUGGCAGGUGCAACGUCAUGCCACUGCCUACAGGAUAGUUAUCGAAUCCCGCCAGGAUACACAAAAGCAAGAAUCCACUCUGGGUGGAGGGACAAACAGACAUUGCUUCUAUGGACUUCAGCCAGAUUCAGAAUAUAAAAUCAGUGUUUACACAAAGCUCCACGAGAUUGAGGGACCCAGUGUGAGCAUAACGGAAAAAACACAAUCACUUCCUACUCGGCCACCUACUUUUCCUCCAACUAUUCCACCAGCAAAAGAAGUAUGUAAAGCUGCCAAAGCCGACCUGGUGUUUAUGGUGGAUGGAUCCUGGAGUAUUGGUGAUGAAAAUUUCAAUAAGAUCAUUAACUUCCUGUAUAGCACUGUUGGAGCUCUGGACAAGAUAGGUGCAGAUGGAACUCAAGUUGCAAUGGUCCAGUUCACUGAUGACCCCAGGACAGAAUUUAAACUUAACUCUUACAAAACCAAAGAGACGGUUCUUGAUGCAAUUAAGCAUAUCUCGUACAAAGGAGGAAAUACAAAAACAGGAAAAGCAAUUAAGCAUGUCCGAGAUACCUUGUUUACUGCAGAGUCAGGAACCAGAAGAGGCAUCCCGAAGGUCAUCGUGGUUAUAACUGAUGGAAGAUCACAAGAUGAUGUGAGCAAAAUCUCCAGGGAGAUGCAAUCAGAUGGCUACAGCAUUUUUGCAGUUGGUGUGGCUGAUGCAGAUUACUCAGAGUUGGUUAGCAUUGGCAGUAAGCCCAGCGCCCGGCAUGUCUUCUUUGUGGAUGACUUUGACGCCUUUAAGAAAAUUGAAGAUGAAUUGAUUACUUUUGUCUGUGAAACCGCGUCAGCAACCUGCCCACUGGUGCAUAAGGAUGACAUUGAUCUUGCAGGAUUUAAGAUGAUGGAAAUGUUUGGUUUGGUUGAAAAGGAAUUUUCAUCGGUGGAAGGGGUUUCUAUGGAGCCUGGUACCUUCAAUGUGUAUCCUUGUUAUCAACUUCAUAAAGAUGCCCUGGUUUCCCAGCCAACCAAAUAUUUACAUCCGGAAGGAUUGCCCUCUGACUAUACAAUCAGUUUUCUAUUCCGGAUUCUUCCUGAUACUCCAGAGGAGCCAUUUGCUCUUUGGGAGAUUUUAAAUAAAAAUUCUGACCCAUUGGUUGGAGUCAUUUUAGAUAAUGGUGGGAAAACCCUAACAUAUUUCAACCAUGACUACAGUGGGGAUUUUCAAACUGUUACUUUUGAAGGACCUGAAAUUAGGAAAAUUUUCUACGGAAGCUUUCACAAGCUGCAUGUUGUUAUCAGCAAGACUUUGGCCAAAGUGGUUAUUGACUGCAAGCAAGUGGGUGAGAAGGCAGUAAAUGCAUCGUCUAAUAUCACAUUAGAUGGUGUCGAAGUCCUAGGGAGAAUGGUUAGAUCAAGAGGACCAAAUGGAAACUCUGCCCCAUUCCAGUUACAGAUGUUUGAUAUUAUUUGUUCCACAUCAUGGGCCAGUAAAGACAAAUGCUGUGAACUUCCUGGCCUGAGGGAUGAAGAGACCUGCCCAGAGCUUCCACAUUCCUGCUCCUGUUCUGAAAUCAAUAAAGGGGCUCUGGGACCAGCAGGCCCACCGGGUGGUCCAGGACUCCGAGGACCAAAGGGCCAACAGGGUGACCUGGGCCCAAAGGGACCAGAUGGCCCUCGGGGUGAAACAGGCCCUCCGGGACCUCAGGGUCCUCCUGGACCCCAAGGACCAAGUGGUCUGUCCAUUCAAGGAAUGCCUGGAAUGCCAGGCGAAAAAGGAGAGAAAGGAGCGACUGGACUUCCUGGCCCACAGGGCAUCCCAGGAGGUGUUGGUUCACCAGGACGUGAUGGCUCACCAGGCCAAAGGGGCUUUCCUGGAAAGGAUGGAUCCUCUGGCCCUCCGGGACCACCAGGGCCAAUUGGCAUUCCCGGAGCCCCUGGAGUCCCAGGAAUCACAGGAAGCAUGGGACCCCAAGGCGCCCUCGGACCACCUGGUGUCCCUGGAGCAAAGGGAGAAAGAGGAGAAAGAGGUGACCUACAGUCUCAAGCCAUGGUGAGAGCAGUGGCACAUCAGGUGUGCGAACAGCUCAUCCAAAGUCAUAUGGCCAGGUACACAGCCAUCCUCAACCAGAUUCCCAGCCAGUCAACAUCAAUUCGGACCAUCCAAGGGCCUCCUGGAGAGCCUGGGAGACCAGGCUCACCUGGAACCCCUGGUGAACAAGGACCCCCAGGUGCCCCAGGCUUCCCAGGAAAUGCGGGUGUGCCAGGGACCCCAGGAGAACGAGGUUUAACUGGUGUGAAGGGAGAUAAAGGAAAUCCAGGCAUUGGAACUCAAGGUCCAAGAGGCCCCCCUGGGCCAGCAGGACCGUCCGGGGAAAGUCGGCCAGGAAGCCCUGGACCCCCUGGCUCUCCUGGACCAAGGGGUCCACCAGGUCACUUGGGGGUGCCUGGACCACAAGGUCCUUCUGGCCAGCCUGGAUACUGCGACCCCUCUUCAUGUUCUGCCUACAGCGUAGGAGAUCUGAUCCCUUACAAUGAUUACCAGCACUGAUGUGGAACUCCUCCACUGAUUACGUUGGCCUGGGCAAUUGGCUGCAGAUACAGAACUGUCCUGUUGACCACCACCACCCAUCCCCUGCCCCUAACAAUGGGCACUCUGUUUCCCUGCCUCACCUGCUUCCCUACCUGCCCACUGUCACAUUUCUUGCCCUCCCUGCUCCAAGCACAUACAAUGAUAAGACUGGAACUUAACCAAAUCACAUGUGUCAGUUGUUAUAGAAACUGACUGCUGCAUAUCAGCCUGAGCAUAGGUAUAAGAUUGUCUACCAAGAAUUAUCCCAAGCUUCCCUAGGUGAAGACCCAGGAAUAGUUACUUAAAUGUGUCUUCUCCUCUUUCCUGUAGCCACACAAAUUGCUGGGCACCUUUCUCCCUGACCACCCUACUAUCCAUUCUUCCUCUGAUCACCUCCCCUCCCUACUGCCCCCUGGUGUUGGACUUCUAACAUGAGAUGGGUUUUUAAAAUUUAUUUUUCUUUCAUCAUUCUGCUGAGAUUUCAGGGUUUCUUUUGUAAAUAAAACAUGUAAUAUUUAAGCAGUUGGCUGUGAUUCUAGUUUCCUAACAAUUUCUGCGGUAUAUCUGUACCUUCCUUCUUUCGCUAACCAUCUGAAACCUCCUGGCAAAGGUGCAAGCACUGUGGUGGAUAAAGGUAGCUACUACUUUCUACCCGAGCAGGAUAUCUCUGUACUUUAGAGACUAUGUCUCUAUGGACCCAUAUAAGGGGAGGAUAUCAAUUUAUGGUUCCUGGGUUCUAUCACGUCCCCACCCCCACUCUUCCUCUCUAGUUCCCCAUCCUGAUGAGCCAGAGUUCACCCCUGUCCAAGAUGAGCUGGAAGCCAUGGAGCUGUGGGGCUCUGGGAUAUGAUAGUCUCAGGAGAACUUGGAGGACCAACCGCAAAAGCUCCUAAGGCAACUUAUUCAAGAAGAAUGUCGUUAUGUGGUUUGUAUGCUGCCUUUGGGAGGGGACUCAUUUCACCAGCCUACAUCUCCUCCUUGGAUAUUGUUAAUAAUAUUGUUAUAUUAACAAAAAGUAUGUUUAAAACAAUUCCCCUUAAUCCAUGACACCAUAGGAUUGAUUUCUCUUUGUUGUUUUAAUGGCAUGCUCAAAGAAAAAUUGGCCAAGAAGUUUGAACUCUGGAAUCUUUUCUGUGGUAGAUGAUCUCAAGUCCUAAAAUGCCACAAGACAGAUAUGACUGUCUUUGAGGAAAAUGGGGUCCCAGCAGAACAGGAAUUCAAAGGGACUCGAAGAUUAUGCUGUUUAUCCUUAUCCCCUCUAGGAAUGACCUUGCUGAAAAGAAAGGAGGGACAUGAUUGGAGAAACUACCUCUUGCUAAAUUGAUCUGUCCAACUCUGAGAUCACUUGGUAACUAGCUCCACUGGUAUCCAAGAAUAUGUGUUAGAAUAUAACCUUUCUGAAUUUGGUGAUUGUAAAAAUAGAUUUAGUUUUUUCAGUGGCUUUUGACAUGUAAAAUAAUGACUUCCCACUGAUUCUGAUGGAAAAAGAUCCAAUUUUGAUGAAUAAUUUAUCCAGCAGUAUGUUCCAGAGCUUGCGCUCCUUAACCACAUGGAUUACUUUGUACAUGCAGAUAUAUUUUUGCAAACCUAUUUCCAUUCUUUUUUUUAAGCAAAUAAAAAUUUUAAACAAUGUA
This is a messenger RNA of Lagenorhynchus albirostris (white-beaked dolphin), 7258 nucleotides long. It is a transcript of the gene COL14A1, whose product is annotated as collagen type XIV alpha 1 chain. The record is from RefSeq and is a predicted model, not a curated record. Gene Ontology annotation, cellular component: interstitial matrix. Gene Ontology annotation, molecular function: protein binding. Bases 258 to 5603 code for a protein of 1781 amino acids. Lineage: Eukaryota; Metazoa; Chordata; Mammalia; Artiodactyla; Delphinidae. The transcript is spliced from 48 exons.